Malassezia japonica is the source of this 2733-nucleotide messenger RNA. RefSeq lists its product as uncharacterized. NCBI's taxonomy places the organism in Eukaryota, Fungi, Basidiomycota, Malasseziomycetes, Malasseziales, Malasseziaceae. The transcript has a single exon. The record is from RefSeq and is a predicted model, not a curated record. Bases 1 to 2733 code for a protein of 910 amino acids.
AUGCGCACCGCGGGGUGGUGGGCCGUGGCCGGCGUGGCGGCCGCGCUGUGCGGCGUGCACGCCGACUCGAGGAAUCUCGUGGAUGUGAUUAGCACUCGCCGCGACCUCUCGCACUUUGUCCAUCUGCUGCAGCGCACCCGGCUGCUGCCUACGCUGAAUCGCAUGCAGGAGCUCGACGAGGGGCAGACGGGCAUGACGCUCUUUGCCCCGAACAAUGCCGCGUUCGAGCAAGCGAUGCAGGGUGACUCGCUACGUGCCGAGUUCUGGCGCCAGGCGCUCCAGGACGAGCCGUCGGACAAUAUCCACGCGGCGCUCCGCCAGCAGCUCUGGUACCACGUCGUGAACUACACGCUCUCCGAGCCCGGGAACGGCAUCGAACUGCACGAGACGCUCCAUUUUCCGUCGCGCAAGCGCCUCGAGGAGCCCACACGCCCGGGGCCGAUUCCGCAGCCGCCCAACGGGCCGCCGCACCCGGGGGCAGAGGAUCAAGGCGGACUGCUCGCGGGCUACGGCCAGCUGCUGCGCAUCGCCAAGGACGGGCGCACGACCAAGGUCGGCGUCGACGCAAAAGGUCGCGGCGGUGCCACAGUCACGGAUAUAGACCGCAGCUCAUCGCGUGGCGUCGUGAUGGUCACCGAUGCGAUCCUCGAUCUGCCGCCGACGCUGAUGGCGCUCCUGCAGACGGCGCCGCAGGUCGCGCGUGUCUUUUCGCAGCUCUCCAACAAGACACUGCACACACUCUCGACGACGGCACACAUGACCAUGUUCCUCCCGUCGGAAAAUGCACUCGAGGCUUUGUCGCCGCUCGAGCAGGAGUACAUCCACGGACAGUGGGCCGAGGCGGACGAGGACCGCCUUAAGCUCUUUGCGUGGCACGCGUCGAGCAUCGGCCUCGGGAGCGGCAAGGUGGGGUACGCGUACCGUCUGCGCGACGCACACGACGUGGACCUCACCACCGUGCUCGGCGGCGAGAUGCAUGUGCGGGCCGAGGACGGCACCAUUGAUGUCGGCGGCGCACGCGUCGUCGAGGAAGAUAUCCUCACGGAGAAUGGCGUGGUGCACACAGUAGACGAUUUGCACCUGCCGUUUGGCGACCUCGGCAUGACCCCGGAAAAGUACCUCUUGGUCCUCCGUGCAGUGCGGUUUGUGCGCUUGUUGCGUGAGACGGGCCUCGCACACUAUGUCAACCAGGAUCCCCACGAGCCGCCGCGCGAGGAGGCGCCGCAAGGCGCAUUUACGAUCGUCGCACCGUCCGACGAGGCGCUCGACCGCUGGCUCGACGCACAGCGCCGCAGCGCACUGGUCGUCCAAAACGCACCGCACCUCGACAACGCUGCGCCUGAGCCGGACAUGCACGAGCUGCGGCAGCUCCUCCUGUACCAUAUCCUCCCGGGCCACCUCCCAAACGGCACCAAGGAGCGCCUUCUUUCCACAGAGCUGCACACGCCCCAGCUCGGUGGCGGCGCACAGCGCAUCGUGCUAGAGCACACGGCGGCCAACACGACGCUCGGCGGCGUCGCGAUGGACUCGGCGCCGAUCUGCGCGGGCAAUACGACCAUGUACCUCGCGUCCGACGUGCUGCCGGUGCCGGGCAGCGUCGUAUCGGCCGCCGCAGCGUCUUCACUCACGACGUACGUCGCGGCGGCGCGCGCGUCGGGCAUGCAAGACACGCUGCGCACGGUGCCCAACACCACCUACCUCGUGCCCCACGACGAGGCAUUCGCCGAGCUCGGCCUCGUCACCAAGUACCUGCUGCUGCCGGCGAAGCAGAGCAGGGAGGACAUGGCAAACGUGCUGCAGUACCAUGCGGUGCGUGGCAUCCACUACAACGACACACUCGGCACGGAAUGGGCGCCUUUUUCGACACACACGAACGAGACGGUGCACCUGCGCAUUGCGCGCGGCCGCAUCGAGGCGCAGUGGGCCGAUAAGCACGUCGCGCAGUCCAGAGUGGUCGACCGCCUGACCGAGACGGGCGUGCUGCACAGCAUCGACCGCGUGUCCUAUCCCCCUGAGCUCUCGAUCUCGAUGGAGAAGCUGCUGCGGGCCGCAAACGCAUCCGAGAUGCUGCGCCUGGUUCGGCGCACCGGCUUCGACUGGGUGCUCGACCGCGAAGUGCCGCACGACACCGGCAGCCGCUGCGCGAAAAAGACGGUGCUCCUCGUGCCGACCGACGCCGCGUUUGCACGUAUGAACCUGACGCACUAUGAGAGCGACGAGAUGCUGCUUAGGACGCUCGUCGCGCAGCACAUUUUGCUUGUCGACGACUGCGGCAAGAAGCGGCGUGCGUCGCCGCUGCGCCUUCCCAUCUCGCUGCAGGACGAUGCAGUGCACGUCUCGCUCCUCGACAAGAGCGAAGGGGGAACCAGCCAGCACGGCGCGCUUGCGUUCCGGCGCGUCAGCCGCCCGAGCGCCGACGCGCUCGGCUACGUCGUGGGAGUGCUCGGCACGCGCGGCACGUCCGGCCACCGCCACUAUGCCCACGUCCUCGACUUUGGCUCGGUGUACGACCAAGAGGCGUGCCACGAGGCGCUGUGUGCCGGCGGCAUCUUUACGCUCGACGGCGUCAUCGAGCCGUACCUCCCCGGCUGGUUCUUCCGCUGGGGUUGGUUCUCACUCGUGGGGCUAUUGGGAGUUGUUGCAUUAUGUUCGGGCGGUGCGUAUGUGUACUUGUGCAUGCGUUCACGGGGAUACCGCCAGAUUCCCGAUGCACUGGAAGGGGAAGAGGAAUAG